AUGGAACGACAUAGGGAUUUUCUUCUGCCAUCGGAAGAUUUAACUGAGUUUAUCUCCAGAGAACGAGAAGAUUCUCAAAUUGUAAUCGACGAUGCAAGCAAUGCUCGUUUUGGUUUAGUCAAGGCAAAAGGUGGCGAUAAGAGAGGGAUGAUGGAUGAUCAGGUCAAUACUCGAUCAGAUUUUACCAAGAUGAAAGAGGAUAAUAAGGAAAAAAACGAUAGAGAUUAUACAAAUAUCCCUGUUGGCGACUUUCACUCAGAGAGACCUAGAAAAGAAACUGAUGAAGAGCGGGAUAGCAGCAGCAACGAUAAGUCAGUCUUAUUAAAUACGGAUUUCUAUAACUCUCCUCAAUCUACUCUAUCGAAUAAGGUAGAAAGUGAUAUUGAGCAAGAAUGGAAUCAUAGGGAAAGCAUACCUCCUGUAAUAAGUGGUAAUGUGGCUAAAUCUGACAUUACCGAAGCAGAAGGUAUCCAUGGAUCGGAGAGUAGUGAUGAUAGUGAGGAAUCACAACAAUCUCUAAUGGAUCAAGCCAGCCAUAUUCAACUUGAUGUGCUUAAGGGAUCUACAUCGUAUCACCAAGAGCAAUUGAGUAGUGAUGAGGAAACUCUUGACACCUGGUCUAGUAAAGCACACACCUACAUAGCCACAGCGAGUAAUGAAAGAUACUAUAAAGAAUCGAUUAAAGGGUCUAUCCAUGAUUCAGAAUAUUUACAGGAGACGGAAAAUAACUAUCAACUUAAACCUAAUAAGGAAAGGCAAAUGAUGGAAAUGAUUAAGUCAUUCUUCAGCUCAAGUAGAGAACAUAAACGAUAUAAAAUGAGUAGACAUAGAGCAGCUCCUAACCAAUCUGCUGGAUUGUCGAUAGAGAAAGGUAUCAUAAUGAGAUCCUCUCCAACAGGUGGUAAGAGCUCUAAUUCUCACUUGACCGAGAACAUCGGAAACAGGAAGAACAAGAAUAAUAAUCUUAGAUCAGGAAAAAUAAAAAAGAAUCCAGCGAAAUGCCAUUUAUUUCCAGGAAUGAAUCCAGCCAAAGCUGGCUAUCCUAAGGUAUCGAAUAACUGUCAAGUUAAUCAAGAUCAUGAUUUAACCUUGCCUGGAGUACCUGGAUUAAAAUUUCAUCUUCCAGCUCAGUGUAUAGCCGACGAGGCCGUCCUAACCAUGACUGUAUACUAUGCAGAUCCACCUUAUAAUCAAGGUUUACCAAUUCAGAAAGAUGCUGAUGGUAACCACUUUAUCCAGUUAUCACCAAUCGUUCGCCUCGAGCCGGAUGGGUAUCAAUUUACCCCUAAUAGCACAAGGAAAGCUUUACUUCAAGUCCCCGUUCCAUAUAUCAACCAGAUAGUUUCACUUCUUAAGAAAAACAACAACUUUAAUAUCCCAAUAAAAAUCGUUUGUCGAAGCUAUGGAUGUGAGAAGUGGGAACAGCAAGAUGUAGAGUAUGAAUAUAGCCGCGAUAAAAAUGGAUAUUAUUGCCUUACUUUUGCAGUAAGCCAUUUCUCUGACUAUGUCAUCUAUUCCUACGUCAAAUCUACCAUUUAUUUAAUCUCCAAGCAUAUCUUUCCAUCUUGUCAGCAACGAAUUAAUACGUUAGCUUUCCUAUCCGAAAUAGACACAAGUGAUGAUACUGUCCAUAUGAAAUUAAUCUUAGCUAAAAAAGAUGAAGAUGAAACUGCUAUCGUGUCAGGAAUUGAUCAGGCAUUUAUCAGGAUACGUUUAGCUACGACUGGACUUGAAAAUACUAUUCUAGAAAAUGGUCAAUACACAGCUAAAUUUAAGAAACGAGGUUUAGAUUGUCUGGAUACUGAUUUCAAUAAUCAGGCAAUUUCUAUCAAUUGGAAUCGAUAUAGCUAUCAUGCUAUCGAUUACGUUUGCAAGGUUAUCAAUAAAGCAGCUCAUGAUAUAGCUCAAAUCUUUCUAAAGCCUAUAGGCCAGCAGCAAGACACUAAUGCAAAGCCCAACCCAUCAAAGCAGUCUGAUCCAGAAAAGCUACCUGUUCUACCCACUAAAGAUCAUCCAGCAUCACCGGAUGAUCCUAGUCGUUUCUUUUAUGAAAUAGCGUCGCGAAUUCAUCGAGAUUGGACAAAAUUAGCUCCCAAAUUAGACCAUCAUAUCAAUAUUUAUGAAAUUGAAGCUGAUUAUCAAGGUGUAUAUAACAGAGCUAUUGCCGUACUGUAUAAAUGGAAACAAAAUAAUCGUGCAACUACAGAGCGACUUAUACAAGCACUACGACAAAUUAAUCGACAAGAUAUAGCCGAUAUCCUUGCAGAUGCAAUCGCCGAAGAAAAAUCGACUUCAAAUUGA
Trichoplax adhaerens is the source of this 2301-nucleotide messenger RNA. RefSeq lists its product as uncharacterized. Gene Ontology annotation, molecular function: protein binding. Gene Ontology annotation, biological process: signal transduction. The transcript has 7 exons. Bases 1 to 2301 code for a protein of 766 amino acids. Lineage: Eukaryota; Metazoa; Placozoa; Uniplacotomia; Trichoplacea; Trichoplacidae. The record is from RefSeq and is a predicted model, not a curated record.